This is a messenger RNA of Fusarium vanettenii 77-13-4, 654 nucleotides long. RefSeq lists its product as uncharacterized. The record is from RefSeq and is a predicted model, not a curated record. Lineage: Eukaryota; Fungi; Ascomycota; Sordariomycetes; Hypocreales; Nectriaceae. The annotation marks the transcript as partial. Gene Ontology annotation, molecular function: phosphatidylcholine lysophospholipase A1 activity. The transcript has a single exon.
AUGGCCAACUUGUUGCCACUGGUAGCAGCGCUCCCGAAUCUCCGUAUCAUGCCCCUCGGAGAUUCUAUCACUAAAGGGAGUGGCUCCAAUGGUAUUGUUGGUUACCGAGGCCCCCUCCGUCGCAAACUCCUGAGCCAAGGCAAGGAUGAUGGAAUUACGGUCGACAUGAUUGGCAGUCUUACAGACGGCAAUAUGCCUGACAAUAACCACGAGGGCCAUAGUGGAAGGUACCUGGACGAGAUCAACACGUACUGGAAACUAUCCAUCAAAGCUCGCCCCAACUUGGUUCUUAUCCAUGCCGGUAUAAACAACAUGGAUAAGAACCGUGACCUUGAUAUUGCCCUCGAUAUCUACCGGAAUAUGAUCGACGGCAUCUUUACUGAAGCCCCAGAGGUCACUAUCCUUGUUGCUCCUGUCAUCUGGGCCAACAAGCCGGCUAUGCAAGUCAACAGCGACAACUUCAACCCGCAGCUCGAGGCCCUGAUCAAGUUGAGGCAGCAGCAAGGAAAGCGUAUCCUCCCUGUGCCUAUUGAUAUCGGCCCUGGUGACCUUUGGGAUGAGAAGCACCCUAACGAUAAGGGCUACGAGAAGAUAGCUAAUGCUUGGCUUAAUGCUAUCCUGGAAGCCGACUCUCGCGGAUAUUUGGAAAAGCCC